AAGAUGUAGAUUUUAUUCUCGAAACACCUUGAUGCUUUAUUUUCGGAAAAAGCUUCUUUGUGAGACAUAAUGACACGGAUUGGCGACGGGCGCAUCACAGAAGGCAUUUCCCGUUCAGACAUCGACUCUGCGACCCGCCGCGCGAAAGUGGCACCCGGUCGAAAGUGGCCACUUUGAUCGUCGUCGAGGCUCGUAACCGACGAUUGCAGACCGUCGUCGCAUUAAUUUUGUAGUUUUUACCACCCAUUGAGAGAGGUUUUUAUGAUGGUCCCCUACCAAGCGCUCGCACCUUUAUGUCGCGGCUGAAUGGACAGGGCGAGCAGCGACUGCCGGCUCCUCUAUGAGAUAAUAGGCUCGCGAGGCUGUGCCCGUGCCAUUCAGACCCCGAUUCCAGCAACCAAUUCGGGAUCGAAUCGCGAGAGAGAGAUCGAGGAACGAGAGGCGAGGGCGGACAUCGCCGCUGCGAUCUGCAGUCAUGCUCACCAUACAGAACGAUAUGUCGCCGCGCAACGGCUCCUGCGUGGCGGAAGUGAGUUCCGUGAGGAGCCUUUCGUCGGACGAUGUUUCGGGGACCAAAGCGAACCGGAAGAAGUCGUGUUGGGCCCGCGCGACUGAUCCGGCCCAUCGUCGCGGUCGACGAAUCCAGCUGCUGCAAAUGCUGGUGCUACCUUUCAUACCGAUCCUCGCUCUGAUCGUGCAGACCGCGAAUACCCUUCACGACAUCCUGAUCUACCGUCAGGAGGUGUCCGACAUAGAGACGCAGGUGACGAUAGCAACGGAUCUGGGCAAAAUGGUCACCAGGAUGCAGCUGGAGAGAUCCGAAGUGGCUUUUUUCAUUUAUACCAACGGCAACACAUUGAGGUCGAACCUGACGCAGAGAUUCGCCAUAACCGACCAGGAUCUCCAUAACAUGAGCACGUGGCCGUUGGUAUCUGUACCCAGGGACGAAAGCAAGACGCAAGCAUACGACGUGGUGAGCAAGGAGGCCUUCCAGGCACGCCUGGAGGACUUCAGGCAAAAGAUAAGUUCAGAAGAGAGCAGUAUUUCUGAGGUAAUGGCGUGGUACACGAGCGUGAACGCCGCUAUGCUGGACCAUCUGACUAAUCAGAUUAAGGAGACGGAUAACAGCGGGGUAUGGAGGUAUCUAAUAGCCUUCAAGAAUCUCCUGCGGAGCAUCGAGAGCCUCGGUAUAGCCUCGGUGGAGGGAAUCAAUUACUUCGGCCGAGGUCUCCUUUUCGGUGACAACUACAUCAAUUACGUUCGCCACGAAGCACUGGGCCGUGACCUUCUGAACGCUGCCCUGACAUAUGUGCCCUCCCUGAGGAAGUUUUACAGCGAACUCACGCGCACCAUGCCCGAGUAUGACAAGAUCAAGGCAAGACGGAACGAGAUUCUACGGAAUCAAAGAAGAGAAUCGAGCGUAGACGACGCAAUCGCUUACUUUGAUUCAAUGGCCACUUACAUCGACGAACUGCGUAAGCUGCAGCGGGAAUUGCGUCACAUGAUAAGGGAUUACGUCAAUUCGACAUUACAAGAUGCGAGCAACAAAGAAGUCGCGGGGAUCGCUAUCGUCGUUCUGGUCCUGGUAGUAUCCCCCAUCAUCAUCAUACUGAUGCGCAAUGCUGUCGCCACCAUUCAGAUGUACGCCGCGAAUUUAGCUCAGAAGGCACGCGAGCUCAAACGCGAAAAGAGGAAGAGCGACACAUUGCUCUUCCAAAUGCUUCCACCCAGCGUUGCCCAACAACUCAAGCAAACUCAGCAGGUACCGGCGGAGUAUUACGAAGCGGUGACCGUCUACUUCAGCGACAUAGUCGGUUUUACGGAGAUCGCCGCGGAAAACACGCCCCUCGAGGUGGUGACGUUCCUCAAUUCGAUCUAUAAGCUGUUCGAUGCUCGCAUCGAGUGCUAUGAUGUCUACAAAGUAGAGACUAUCGGGGACUCCUACAUGGUCGCUUCUGGUCUGCCCGUUAGAAAUGGUAAAAGUGAUAAGCAUGUGUCUGAGAUCGCCACAAUGGCAUUAGACUUGCUGGCGGCUUCGUCCGUAUUCCAGGUGCCCAAACGUCCUGGCGAACGGUUGCAAAUAAGAAGCGGAGCCCAUACUGGACCUGUCGUGGCCGGUAUCGUUGGCAGUAAGAUGCCUCGUUACUGUCUCUUUGGCGACACCGUAAACACCGCAAGUCGCAUGGAAUCGACUGGUGAAGCUCUGCGAAUUCACAUCAGCUUAGAGAUGAAAAAAGCUCUUGACGCGGUGGGCGGUUUCAAGAUCGAACACCGUGGCCUUGUCGAUGUAAAGGGCAAGGGCCUCAUGGACACGUAUUGGUUGGAGUGCAAGGACGGUGGUAUCGCACGCGCCGCCGAGCUCGACCUGCCGUCAUUCUUCGAGGAUGUACGACCGGUCUUCAUGCGGCGCCUGCGUGAGGAAGGUACCCUCUGAUGCGAGCCAUACUCCCGC
Messenger RNA from Acromyrmex echinatior (Panamanian leafcutter ant), 2452 nucleotides. RefSeq lists its product as uncharacterized. NCBI's taxonomy places the organism in Eukaryota, Metazoa, Arthropoda, Insecta, Hymenoptera, Formicidae. Gene Ontology annotation, cellular component: plasma membrane. Gene Ontology annotation, molecular function: guanylate cyclase activity; peptide receptor activity; adenylate cyclase activity. Gene Ontology annotation, biological process: intracellular signal transduction; cGMP biosynthetic process; receptor guanylyl cyclase signaling pathway. The record is from RefSeq and is a predicted model, not a curated record.